AUGGCCCAAUCGGACGGCAAGCGAGCUCAGAGGAAGGAUUUCAGGCCCAGAGGCGGGGAGAAUUUGCGGAAAGACGUAACAACCAAAUUGCAUACAAAUCCUCAACACCUGCCAACUCGGCGACAAACACCAACAUUCCCGCCCGCCAACGGCGUCGGCGAUGGCGUCAUGCCGUUGCCCUCCAACCGCCUCGCUAAUAGGGCGCUGCAAUAUACCCUCCUCGGCGGCCCGCCUGCCUGGAGGGGCCUGCUGCCGCCGCCCCGGCCCCCGCGCCCGAUAGCGCAAUUGAACACGCCCUCCCCCUCCGGGAGUCCCUGCGCCCAGAUUGGCGCGAGCAGGACCUGGAAGGCACACCUAGGGUUCGGAGCUUGGGUGCGCCUAAGCGGGUUGAGCGUUCGUUAUCUGCGGAGGCCAGCCGGCAUGCGCAUCAUAGAGUUGGACUCUCUUGAUCCGCGCAUCUUUCAGGGCCCGCGCCCCUCUGGCUACCGCCCGGAGUCCUCCCUUGAGGGCCCCAGUGGUGAUUCAUGGGACUGCUGGUCGUGGUUCUGUGCGGUGCCGGCGAACUGA
Molecule: messenger RNA, 567 nt
Organism: Gaeumannomyces tritici R3-111a-1
Lineage: Eukaryota; Fungi; Ascomycota; Sordariomycetes; Magnaporthales; Magnaporthaceae
Exons: 3
Coding region: 1-567 (188 amino acids)
Source: RefSeq, a predicted model, not a curated record